AUGGCCGACGGCGACGGAAACAAUGCUGCGGCAAAUAAUGCUGCGCCAAAUCCAGGAGGACAUCCAGGAGGACAUCCAGGAGGACAUCCAGGAGCAACUCCAGGAGCACCUCUACCAGUCAACCCGCCAGUCAAUCCGCCUGUGAACCCAGUCAACCCUCCUCCAAAUGCCCAACUCAACCCUCAAGUCAAUCCAGCAACAACAGCUGGCAAUCAAUCUCAAUCGUCUGGUCAACCUGUCAUCCAGCCUGCCACCCAGCCUACCGUUCAGCCCGUCGUACAGCCAGUUGCCCAGCCUGUUUCCCAGCCUGCCAUUCAACCUGCCAUUCAACCUAGUGGGCAACAAUCUGGUCAGCAACCAGCCCAGCAGACUGCUUCCCCAUCUCAGGCUACCGGUGCUCCUGCAUCGGGGCCAAGUCAUGCCGUGGCAACAGGCGCACAGCCGGCACCGAGUUCCGCAGCAGGCGCUACCGCCAACACAGCAGCCACCCCCAUCACGGCUCCAGCGAUCAACAAGAACAUUGCCCACCUCCAUAGGCCAAAGAACAGCUCGCCUCUCGCACAACAAGUCGUUACGAACAAUGCGAGUUACGUUGCGGCAGCGGCAGCGGCAGCGGCAGCCCGGGCGAGAGCCGGAGCGGGAGCUGGGGCAGGAGCCACACCAACGCAAACAGCGACGCCCGGAAGCGCUUCCGCCAGUGCUCCGGGACAAACUCCCAGUGCUACAUCAGGUCAUGCUCCUGCGUCUGGUUCUGCCCAAGCUGCUGCCAACACGCACAAUCCCGCUCCCGCACCGGCUGUGGCUCCGGCAGCGGCUCCGGCUGCAGUUGCGGCGCCUGCCUCCGCUUCUGCCCACGUACAGCAUCUCGACGAUGCUGCCAAUGAGAGAAGGCGCAGAGAAAUUCAGUCUCGGAGGCUAUUUCUUGCAGAAAUGAGGAAGGACAAGCAGUGGAACGAGUUUGAGCGCAGCGCCAUCCAGGACAUGGACGACCUCUGGGACGAGACGCUCAAAGUCGCCCGGUCCAAGAGAGCCGGCCUUGAGGACGGUGAGAUCGAUGAACUCCUGCAAAUGCGCCAAGCAUAUGGCCAGCAGCGCGAGGCGAACAUUCACGCCGCCAAAUGGCAGGCCCACCGGUACUUUCUGGCUGAGGGCAUCGACCAGCCCGAGUACCAGCAGGGUCACGAGCCGCAGGGGGUCGACCCCAACGCCGCCAGCCGCGGCGACAACUACCACACGAUCGAGCUGCCCUCGGCGGGCCCUGCGUUCGAGCCGCCGCGGAAGCCCCGUCCCGAGUUUCUGGCGGAGCUGCGCCAGGAUAUGCUGACGCCGAUGCGGCGGCCGACGAUGGCGCCGCGCGGGCUGCGCAACCCGAGCAACCUCUGCUACCGCAACGCCGUGGUGACGGCCCUGCUCAACACGCCGCGGUUCCUGUCGUUUUUGUACGUGCACGGCCGCAACAUCCGGACGUACAUGCAGUGCCCCGACGUCAACCACCACCUGCUAACACGACUGUACCACCUGGCCGUCGCCUACUGGGAGCGCGAUGGUGUGCAUCCCAUGUCGGAUGCAAUGGGCGCCGACAACGGGCCCGACCUGAAUCCGGGCCCGAGCGCGAGGUCGCGCUUGUACCCGCCCACGGCCGGCGACAAGCGGCGCCGCGACGGCAGUGCAGCAAGCGGCAGUGACUCGUACGAGAAAAUGCUGACGCUGUUCUGGCGCGCGUGCAAGUACGACCUCACAGGCACGCCCUGGGCCAGCACGCUCAACGUGGCCGACGGCGAGCGGCGCCGGCCGGACGGGACGGGGCCGCCGGGCCAGCACGACGACAACUUUGUCACGCUGAGCUGGCACGACCUGUGCCAGCAGCAGGCGGACCAGUUCGCCGCCAACUUCUUGAACAUGCCCAGCGUGGGCGCGGUCGACCUGACCAGCCAGCAGCAGGACGCCGCCGAGUUCCUGGGGUGGCUCGUCGAGAUGGCCGCCACGCAGCUGUACAGCGCGCCGCGGCGGUACAGCGCCAGCCGCGCCAGCGAGUACUACGACUGCAUGUUCCGCACCUACAUUACAGACCGGUUCCUCUGCACCAUGUGCAAGCGCCCCGUGCGUCUGCGCGGCGAGCGCAUCGAGCGGGCGCCCAGCAUCGUCCUUCCUGUGGCCGAGGCGGGGCGUUCGACUGCGGCGGCUGCGGCGGCUGCACCGGGCAACGGCGGCGGGCCGAGGCGCCUCGAAGGCCGUGACGGCCUGAUGAAACUGCUCCACAAGUUUUUCAACGAGGACGUCGAGGGCCAGACGUGCAACCGCUGCGGCCAGACGCCGCGCACCCUGCGGAGGAUGCGCCGCAUGCAGACUGCGCCCGAGGUGCUCAACAUCCACCUGGCGCGCACGGGGUACGACCGCACGCAGCAGCGGACGUUCAAGACCAGCGACAUUGUCGACGCGCCCGAGUUUCUGGACGUCUCGCGCUACCUCGAGACACACAUCUUUGCCCCGGGCACGCGCAUCCUCUACCGCCUCGCCGCUGUCGUUAGUCAUGCCGGCGACAGCGCCCAGUCGGGCCACUAUGUCAGCUACGUGCGCGACGACCGCCUCGCCGCCUUGACGUCCACGGUCAGUCGACCGGCCGGCGCGCCCGUGUACGACGCAGACGAGGUCGAGCGUCUCGUGCGCGAGUCGGCCGAGCGCAAGAAGAACAUUGCCAACGCAAGCCAUCAGCUGUCCGAGACCAUCCGCGUCGAAAACCAGGGCCGCCGGGACGUGCUACUAACACCCGCCGAGGCCGCCCGCCGCCGUGAGCAAAACAGCAUGCGCUACAUGGCCAUUGAGAGCACUGACAGCGGCUGGGCGCGCAUCAACGACGACCGCCUCGUGCCCGGCGUCCCGUUCACGCGCAUCGUCAACACCUCGCGCGACCCCGCGUACCACCCCAACAACGGCAGCGGCGACUGGUUCGACCCCGUGCUGCUCGUCUACGAGAAGUGGGUCGAAACGUUUGUCGUCGACAAGCCGACCGGCGAACGCACAUACCAGCUGCCGCUGAAUGUACCCGGCCAGUAUGCCCUGUUCAUGGGCCGCACUCGCGGCAACGCCCCCGACCCGCAUCCCCGGCCGGUGAAUCGGGAGGUCGACGAGCGGCUGUGGCGACAAAAUGCGAACAAAGAUGUGCGCAUUCCCGACCACGGUCCGCCGCGCCGCGUCGCGCGGCUUCCCAGAGGCAUCUUCAGCGAUGAAGACGGCGACGAUAUCCUGUACGUGGACCGGGAUGGAGACGCCAGCGGCAACGACGGCAGAGGCGAUUCUGCGAGUCGGCCAAUCACCAUUAAUGAUGGGGAUUCUCACGGCAAUGGGCGAGCAGCGGCGGCACCUUCGGCAUCAGGAGCAGGGCAAACGGGCACGGGUGACUCCUCGUCAUCGGCCGCGGCGGCUGCGACAGGCGGCGGUUCGACAUCUUCGGCAACACCUACGGGUGGUGGUGGAAACGGAGUUGCGUCUGUGGCAGCGCCUGUGCCUGGUAACGCCUCUGGGUCCACUGCAGCAGCACUCACCGCACCCGCAGGAGCAACAGGAGCAACAGGAGCAACAGGAGCACCAGGAGCAGCAGCAGCACCAGGAGCGACAGGAGCACCGGGAGCACCGGGAGCACCAGUAGCACCAGGAGCAACAGGAGCACCUUCAACAGCACCAGUAGCACCAGGAGCACUUUCAACAGCACCAGUAGCACCUGCCGCUGGCAAUGGCGGCGGCAGUGGAGGUGGUGACGGUGGUGGUGGAAAUGGUGGCGGUGGUAAUGGUGGUGGUGGUAAUGGUGGUGGAGGUAAUGGUGGUGGUGACGGCGGCGGCGGCGGAAACGUUCCACUGGCCGGAGGCUCAGUUCGGGUCUUUUCCUCGUCGGGACGCAAGGCGGCACGUGGACCGCCGCCGGCAAAGAGGCGCCGCUUGGGUGAUAUGUUUUGGGGUUUCUUUGGUCAGUAA
Molecule: messenger RNA, 3969 nt
Organism: Sporothrix schenckii 1099-18
Lineage: Eukaryota; Fungi; Ascomycota; Sordariomycetes; Ophiostomatales; Ophiostomataceae
Exons: 1
Coding region: 1-3969 (1322 amino acids)
Biological process (GO): protein deubiquitination
Cellular component (GO): nucleus; cytosol
Molecular function (GO): cysteine-type deubiquitinase activity; cysteine-type endopeptidase activity
Source: RefSeq, a predicted model, not a curated record